GAUGAAAUUCUGCUGACUCCCUGGAGGGAUUUUCCCGUCGAAGACUCGGACCCGUUUGCCCCCCCGGAUGAAGAGAAGUGGGAUUUUGUCCUGGUGAGCGACAUCCAUGAGGUGGGCAGCGCGAAGGAAAUCAAGAGGAAGAAGUUCCUGGACGAGCUGAGCAAAAAGGGGUUCACCAUCAAGUUUGGGAUGAUUCUGCCCGGCGGGGAGCAGACAGGGCGGGAGAAAAUCUCCACUAAUCCUCUCCGUUCCGCUCCGCCACCAGAGAAGCUGCACGACCUGAUAAAGAAGAAGGUCUUCGAGGCAGCGUUUCCCCUGCACGAGAAAGAAGAGGUGAGGGAAUUCCUGAAGGAGAAAUGGGCUCGCUGGAGAGAUAUAUUUUGCCAACAGCCGAUCGAGAAGAUCAGCAAGGAGAUCUGCGAAGCCACGGACACCAUCAUGUGCCCACUCUGCGACCAGAAGUGCCCGUUCUGGCGGCUCUCCGACACCUGCACCUACGCCAAGGUCACCCACAUGAUCGACAACGAGGGGACGGUUUUGUUUGCCAUGUUCAUGGCCAUCUGGGCCACCGUGUUCCUGGAGCUGUGGAAGAGGCAGAGAGCCACCGUGGUCACCGACUGGGACCUGUUCCGGUGGGACGAGGAGGAGGAGGAGCUGGCUAUGGAGCUGAUCAAUAACUUGCAGCACGAACCUCGGCAGUACCAGCACUCCUACGUCCGCAGCACCAUCGUACUCCUCUUGUUUCUGGUGAUGAUCGCCGUGCUGAUUGGCAUCGCCCACGCGCUCGUGAUGACGGGAGCCGUGCUGCACUACAUCACCAUUGUUGUCAUGACCAAGGUCAACAGGCGUGUGGCUCUCUACCUCUGCGACCUGGAGAAACCACGGACCUUCUCCCAGCGCGAGAACAACUUCACCGUGAAGAUCUUCACCUUCCAGUUCUUCACGAACUUCUCUUCGCUCAUCUACAUCGCCUUUUUCCUGGGACGGAUCAACGGCCACCCAGGGAACUACGUGCGUGUCGCUGGCAAGUGGAGGCUGGAGGAGUGCCAUCCCAGCGGCUGCAUCACCGACCUCUUCAUCCAGAUGGCCAUCAUCAUGUUGCUCAAGCAGACCAUCAGCAACGUGAUGGAGUACCUCAUCCCCUGGAUCGCCUACAAGGUGCGCAAGAAGCAGCAGCGCCCCAAGAAGCGAAGCCUGAUGCUAGGGGAGGAAGAGGAGGCCGAGGACCCCUGCAAAAGGCAGGGGCUGAGCAACUACCGACUCAACGAGGUCAACAUCUUCAGCUUGUUUGACGAGUUCUUGGAGAUGG
Tauraco erythrolophus (red-crested turaco) is the source of this 1309-nucleotide messenger RNA. The record is from RefSeq and is a predicted model, not a curated record. Lineage: Eukaryota; Metazoa; Chordata; Aves; Musophagiformes; Musophagidae.